This is a messenger RNA of Alternaria hordeiaustralica, 975 nucleotides long. RefSeq lists its product as uncharacterized. The record is from RefSeq and is a predicted model, not a curated record. Lineage: Eukaryota; Fungi; Ascomycota; Dothideomycetes; Pleosporales; Pleosporaceae. The transcript is spliced from 3 exons. Bases 1 to 975 code for a protein of 324 amino acids.
AUGGACCAAUUUACCAUCUACUGCCACUACUUUCCUCACAUGGACCCGGACGACGCCCUCUCAUCUCGUAAAGACCCUAGAGCCCAUGAUAUCGCAAACGGCUUCCUACUGCGCAUUUUGAGUCGCUUCAAGAUGGCCCGCUCGUGGCUCAGUCAACUAGCAGAAUGGCAAAGAUAUUACCGUCGUGAGAGGAAGAAGUACCGAGAGCUAAGCGGCCAGAUCGAUGAUUCUCCAAAGAGCAACUCCAGCGACGGCGUCGCUAGCGGUGGGCUGAAAGACUAUGCACAGCUCUUCGAAAGAACGCACAAGCAGUUCGGUGACAUUGCCAACGCUAACGACAAUGACGGACAAUGGCCCGACAGGGACAAGGACCUCGCGGAUACGAGACUGCCGCAUGACGAAGACUCUGCAGAGCGCACCUUGCCUACCAGUGCGGCUUCAGUCAAGCAUGAGUUGCAAGGUGCACCAGAAGAAAAGUCCAGUAACCAGUCCGGCUUUACUGCCGUCAACCACAAUGGUCAACAAACUCCUCCAGCUCCGCCGCCAGUCACCCAACCAUCAACCUACGCGCACGGCGGCCGUACACCUUCUUAUGAUCAAAACUCUCACAUGCGCGCCACGGCACUGACAUCACCACAACAACCCUACCCAGCAUACCAGUAUCCCAAUACUCAGCAUUCCCUGAGAAGUCCUUUCCAGCAGUCUGACCCCCGACAAUCGCCUGUGCCAGCCCCGGCAUCUGUCCCGAUACACAGUGUCUACCAACCAUGGCCACAAGCACGACCGCAGGAGUUACAGGAGCAGAAGGUGAACAUGGAGAUUUGCGGCGCUGCUACUUUCCCCAACGGCUGGGCGGGCGACGUCAUGAUUGGUGAUAGUGCUCAAGACUUUAACAAUUGGGGACAAUAUGGCUUUCCGACCAUCCCGGAUAACUCGGGGUAUUAUCAGUCUGGGUAUUCGUAUCCGCCGCAGUAG